CGAUGAUGAUGAUGAUGAUGAUGGCAGAGCCAGACUCGAAAGUCAAAAUCAGUCCGUGGAUUCUAUUUUUGUCCUGUAUGGAUUUCUUCCACACAGGCGUGGUGCUAGCAGUGAACAUGACGCUCCCCACCUCCCUGGUCCGUGGCACGCUCGGAGGCGAGGCCCUCCUCUCUGUUGACUACGUCAGCCUCAGUGCCGACCUCCCCGUCAUCAAGUGGCAGCUCCGCCGGGAGAAGUCGGUCACCGUGGUGCAGUCCAUCGGAACCGACAUCGUGGGCACGCUGAGGCCCGAGUACAGGGACCGCAUCCUGAUUUUCCAGAACGGCUCCCUGCUCUUGCACAACCUGCGGGCGUCGGACGAGGGGCCGUACGACGUGGAGAUCUCCAUCACGGAUGAUACGUUCACGGGCGAGGGCAGCGUCGCGCUCACUGUGGAUGAACCUUUGUCCAGCGUUCACAUCGACAUGGAGUCGUCGUCCGUGCUGGAGCGCAGCGAAAACGUGGCGCUCAACUGCUCGCACGACGCGGGCACCCGGGCCACGUACAGGUGGUUGAAAGGCGGCAGAGCGCUGGGCAACGACAGCAGGCUGCAGCUGUCCCGCGACAACCGGAUCCUCACCAUCGCUCGCGUCACCAUGGCGGACGACGACGUCUACAGCUGCGUGGCGGAAAACCCCGUGAGCGCCGUGGCGAGCCCGCCCGUCAGGCUGAGCGUCUACAAAAGAAGUUCUAUCUAUAUCAUCCUCUCCACUGGUGGCAUCUUCCUCCUGAUCACCUUGGUAACCGUGUGUGCCUGCUGGACACCAUCCAAAAAGCCAAAUCGACCACCAAGAAAGUCCUUCUCCAGGUUUUAUAACCAGCGCGCGCCGUCUCGUCACUCGGUUGAUGCAACUCCAGAGGUGACGCAGCGCAAUGGAAAGAACGCCAUGACGUCACUUUACAUCCUGCAGCAAAAGGUACUGUCACUCUUUUUCUGGCUUCUUCGGAAUUCACCCGGUGGGAUUUUUUAUUUUUUUUUGCAGGAUCUUUCCCCGGGCGACGCAUCCGUCAACAGCAUCGGGUCGGCUUCGGAACCGGAGAACCCGCCCGGCUACACCAACUACAUUGAUUCUCUAACGCGGGCUUCUGCUCACUCCAAACAACUCCAAGUAUAGCGAACGAUAGAAGCUAUGUAAAAUGAAAUCCUGCAUGGAUUGGGACUAUUAAAACGAAACAAAACAGGAAAACUGGUUAUUAUUUUACUGCUAUGUUCAAUAUAUUUGUUGGGAAUACAGAAGUCUGAUCCCAGACAAGCUACAUUUACAUAUUUUUACACAAUUAAUUCAUCGUGAUUCAUUUGAAGGCAAUACUGCCUCACAUUCUUUCCCUUUCAAAGAAUAAUAAUAAUAAUAAUAAUAAUAAAUAAUCUAUAUUAAUAAUGUAAUAAUAAGUGUAAUUAUUAUAAUUAAAAUUAAUUUUGAAAAAUUCAACAUACUGCUCUCAUUAAGGUAGACAUGUUCUGCAAAUAAACUUGUAUUUUUUUUUCCAGAAAAAAGUUAUGAAAGGUGUGCAUUUUCAAGAUGAUUUUUUUUAUAUUUUCAAGGUCAAGGUUGAACAAGGUUAGGGUUAGUUUUAUUUUUGUCAGGUUAAAGUCGAAAUAUGAAAAAAAAUGAUAGAACAUUAUCAGUUAAAAAAAGUCUGAGAUUUUUGAGAAUAUAGUUGGAAUUCAUAAUUUUUUUUCAUAUUUCGACUGAUUUACAAAAUAUACAACUUUAUUUUCAUGUUGUAUUUUUUACACCUUUAUAAAUAUGUACAUAUAUAUAUGAUAUGAAUGUGAAAAAUGCUAUAUAUUUAAUUUCCCUCUUGUCAUUUUCUCUAUUGUGAAGAUACUUGACUUUCAAAAUGUUUUGGACUUUUUUUGGAGUUGCCAAAUACUCAUCUUUUAGAGAAAUCGAUGUUGAUGUCAUAAAUGUAUGUAAAAAUGUAUGUAAUCGAAAAUAUCCUCGUAACGUGGUUUUAAUCUUUAAUCUUGGAAAAGUUAUUUUCUCGAGUUACUUAUUAUUUUGAAAAAAAUACAAAUUCCUUCUUGUUGUAUGCAACUUUACUCUCAAGAUUACGACUGUAAUGUAUUUGUUUUCCCUGGA
Messenger RNA from Syngnathoides biaculeatus (alligator pipefish), 2123 nucleotides. Its product is annotated as hepatic and glial cell adhesion molecule-like. The transcript is spliced from 6 exons. The coding region runs from base 3 to 1154 and encodes 383 amino acids. Lineage: Eukaryota; Metazoa; Chordata; Actinopteri; Syngnathiformes; Syngnathidae. The record is from RefSeq and is a predicted model, not a curated record.